GUCGCAGAGAGGCGGACGAAGGACUCUCUUGGAGAAGCACCUGCUGGCCCUGGCCCUGCUGCUGGGGGUGGCCUGUGUCGCUUUUCUCCUUCUGCUACUUCUGCGUCCUCCUCUAUCAGACACGUCAAGAAUAUGUCUGACGGAAGACUGUGUAAAGACUGGUGCGUCACUGCUGGCGGCGAUGGACCAAACGGCGGACCCCUGCACCGACUUCUUCCAGUUCGCGUGUGGAAUGUGGAAUAAGAAACACGUUAUACCUGAAGACCGCGCCUCUAUCAACACCUUCGAAGUGAUGGCUGACCAACUGCAGAAAAUCCUUAGAGGCUUGUUAGAGGAACCUGUCUCACCUGACGAAGGAGAAGCGACCAAGAAGGCCAAAUUGUUCUACUCUGCCUGUAUGAAUACCAGUGAGAUCGAGACUACGGGAGAUGCACCUGUAAUCGCGGUACUGAACUCUCUUGGUGGGUGGCCUGUGACAUCUCCUAACUGGACGCUGCCAGAUUUUUCGGUGGAGACCCUCAUAGGCAGGAUGCGGGGGCAGCUCAACCAAGGAGUGCUCAUCGACCAGUGGGUGGGGCCUGAUGACAAGAACUCCUCCGUCAACGUCAUACAG
Molecule: messenger RNA, 613 nt
Organism: Homarus americanus (American lobster)
Lineage: Eukaryota; Metazoa; Arthropoda; Malacostraca; Decapoda; Nephropidae
Product: neprilysin-1-like
Biological process (GO): protein processing
Cellular component (GO): plasma membrane
Molecular function (GO): metalloendopeptidase activity
Source: RefSeq, a predicted model, not a curated record